UCGCCGCCGACCCUCGGCACCGAUCGCCGUUGUGUGCCGAUGAGUGAGGACAGAGCUCGCCCUCUCCCCCCCCAACUCCCCGCAAUCAGUACGGGUCCGUCUCGUCCUUCCCCGCCCCGGGUCCCCUUCAUCUCCCUCCGACUCCUCUCCUACCCUCACACCCGGCCCGGCCCCUCCUUGCCACAAGCUUCCGCCCUAAUUCCAGCAGCCUCUCACCCCACUUGUCGAAACCUUGCCCUGCUGUAACUGUUCUUGCCCUUCUCCCUAAAAGCCAAGUUUUCCAGCUCCUCGCCCACCCUCUGUCCAAAUGGUGAGAGUCUGUUGGCCCCUCUGCCCAAAAUCCAGAGCAGGGUUUGUGGGUCUUGCCUGCAGCAGGAUUGAAGGCUUUUGUCUGUUAACCACCCUACCAUUACCCCCUCCCCCCACCCACUGCCCAUCCAGCUUGCUUGGAUGUGGCCAGAGUGGUGUUUUGAAAGCCCUGUAUGUUGAGCACCAACCAUCACAUAGGUGUGUGGGGUGAGAAUCAGAGGUGCCACCAGAGUGAGACCCCAGAAAUCCCGAAUGGGGAAAAAAGGGGGUUGGGUGAUUCAUUCGGACUGACCGUUUUGAUAUCCGACUUGAUCCAUGGAGCAUUGCAAGACCAAUAGGAAAAGGCUGCGUGGAGAUUCUGUGACAGAUCUCUCCGAGUUCAGUCGUCCUGUUCUCAGUGAGAUUGAGGAGCUGUUUAAUAAAAUAAUCACUUUUCAGAAGCCGCAUGGCAAUGAGUGGACUCUGCCUGAUGUCCGAGAUGUCCAGACAGGGCAGUGCCAGCGGUCCAAGAGGCUGGAGUCCCUGAAGGAGUCGCUCAACCAGGUGAAGAAUGAGCUGAGUGACAAGGAGCUGGAGAAGUGGCAUGAGCACACCAGCUUCACAAACCGGUCUGGGAAGGUGGUUCCUCAUGUCAGGAGGACCAUGAACGCUGAACUGUGCACGCAGGCCUGGUGUAAGUUUCACGAGAUCUUACGCACAUUCCCCUUGCUCCCAGUGGAGGCCCUUCGCAACGGGGAGCUGAACUCUGUGCACCUCUGUGAGGCUCCUGGAGCUUUCAUCACCAGCCUCAACCACUAUUUGAGGUCCAACCAGAUACCCUGUGACUGGAGCUGGGUGGGGAACACUCUCAACCCCUACCACGAGGGCAAUGACACCGGCAUGAUGAUAACGGAUGACCGGCUGAUCGCAGGCACCCUGCCUUGGUGGUACUUUGGUCCUGAUGACACUGGUGACAUUAUGGACCCGCAGUAUCUCCAGGGUCUGACAGAGUUUACGCGGAACAUGAAGAGCAUCCACCUGGUGACGGCGGAUGGCAGCGUGGAUUGUCAGGACAACCCUGGUGAGCAGGAGGUUCUGGUAGCCCCCUUGCACUACUGUGAAGCCAUCUCCGCCCUGAAGCUGCUGAGCCCUGGCGGCUCGCUGGUGCUGAAGAUGUUCACCUUAUUUGAGCGCUCCUCAGUCUGCCUGCUCUACCUGCUCAACUGCUGCUUCAACAAGGUUCACGUCUUCAAGCCGGGCACCAGCAAGGCGGGCAACUCCGAGGUCUACGCUGUCUGCCUGGAGUACGCAGGACAAAGAUCGCUGGGGGGCCACUUUGAGCAGCUGGUGCAGAGCUUCGGGCCGGAGGUGGUGGGGGAGGCAGUGGUGGCCCGCGUCCCUGUCCCGCCCUCCUUCCUGGGCCAGCUGGAGGAUUGCUGCCACUUUUUCCACCAGCUCCAGACCGGCACCAUCCGGGAGAAUCUGCGGCUCUUUGGGAAGACAGACUCCCAGGUGGCCAGUCUGCUGGCGGAGAAACGGGACUGCGCCGCCAGCUUCUACCUGAACCGGUUCUGCCUGCGCCCUCUGUCCCGGGAUGCCUGGGUGUUGAAGGGGCCAGGGGCCGUCCGGGGACUGUCCAGCAGGCUCUUGGCCCAGGGCAGGAAGCAGCACACCGGCUCCUACAACGAGAGGCAGGAGCUGGCUCGGCAGGGCUGGCAGCAGCGGGUGCGCAGAGGGUACCUCGGACCUGAUGUGGAUGGGCACAGCCAGCGUCCCCUGGAGAAUCCCUACAUCCUGCAGGGAGCGGAAGGGCACCCCGACCCACUGUCCUGGUACGUGUUGGAGGGCCGUGGUCUGAGCCGGCUGGCUAGCUCCCCCUUCUGCCAGCCGUGGUUGCUGCGGGAUCUAAACGAGGCGCUGGUCACGUGCCAGGCUGCUCCCGUUGCCCACUGCCCCUCCUGCUGCUCCUACACUGGGCAGCAAGUGCUCACGCAGCUGGCCCUCAUGAGGGAGCAGCUGGGCGACCUCACAGUGAUGCCGUGCCCGCCCUGGGAGUGCCUGGUGAUUGGGAGUCUGGAGCACUAUCCAGCCCCAAGGCAGUCCAGUGGCGUCCAGCUACGGCAGUGCCAGUCUGUGCCCCCACCCCCUGCCCGCUGCACUGAGCUCCAUGAUGGGGACCCUGGCUACCAGCGGUGGCUACUGGGGGCCGUCCUGGAGGCAGUCACAGAGAGCACUGAGAACGGUGCCCUGGUCCUCCCCCUCCUUUCCUGCUUCACCCGCUUCACGGCGGGUUUGGUGUUCGUGCUCCAACACUGCUUCCGUGCCUUGUCCUUUGCCAGCCCCACCUCCUCAGAUGCCCUGGGGCACCUGGCUGCCCUCCUGUGCGUAGGCUUUUGCCGUCCCCCUAGCCAGCUGGUGGAGUUCCUAAGGAGGAUGCAGGGCCAGCUGAGCGAGAGGCCAGAGUCUGGGAGCGAGCAGUCCCGGCAGGUGCUGCAGUUUGUGCCCAUGGAGCUGCUAAUCAACGGGCCCCUGCCGGAGUUCCUGAGUGCGGUCAACCUUGCCAUCACCAAGCAGAGACUUCACCUGGCGCUCCAGACCACCACGUAGAUCAGCGUGUUCCGGACUGCACGAGGCGACCACACGGCAGCAUUGGUCCGCUGGAGCAGCUUGUCCGCCAGAAUUCACCGGAGGCAAGGGAAUCCUCCAGAGGCGUCCAGUCACAAGGGAGUUGCACGGCAGCUUCGACCAAAGGGGGUCAGGGUCCACAAUGGUCCUAUGGCCCAGUGUUGGCUUCAUGGGGCAGACUCACCUGAAGAGCUCAGAGUGCAGCAUGCAAGGUGUGAACGCAGGCUGACUAAGAUCACAGAGCUGGGCGUCAUCGUAGGGCUCUGAUCCAAGCUGUCAGAUAUUUAGCCGAAAGACAUUGGGAGGGAGUGGGGAGUGUUCCACCUUGUGAUGGGUGUGGUGCCUGGGAAUUGCAUGGAAAAUGUGACGAGGUCAGUCUGGAGAUGUUGAGCUGUGUGCUGUUUGCCCUGUGGAAUGAGGAGUCUGAUCAGUCAUUGUGUUUGUGUAAAUAAUUAUUUCACACACCGGGGACCACAUUGCAUCACAAUGUGGCUCAUGAGCCAGGUGUGACUUGGUGAUGGUGUUAGGAGCAGGGACGGCUGUAAACUUGCCAGGGACUCUCUUCCACAAAUGAGCGAUUACAUUUUGGAAUUCAUUUAUUCUUGUGUUUCAAGUCCAGCAGAUAUGUGAAGGGCAAGCAAUGUGGGAAAGUUGUGUCCAGCUGUCUCUAGGAUUUCAACUCGGCCACGAGUUGGGAAUCACUGGUUUGAUUUAUCUGACUUCCUUUCCCCCAUUACUCCAAUGGAAUAGGAAAUGACUUUAUAGGAAUUGAGUGCGUGUUUUACCAAAUGAUAGAAUCUAUGGUAUGAAUUACAAGCCUUGCAGCAGUGAAAUUACUGUCCUAUCUCUCAUUAUCCUUGUUUCCUGUACAACACAGAUGCUUAGUGUGCACUCCUAUGCAGCACUAUCCCAUUCCAACUAUUUGUAUCUCAGUAGUAGCAGCUGUUAUUUUUGCAGUUUAGUGGGGCUGGUGAGGUCUGAGGUGCAUACCAAAAGUCAGGAUGGUUCCUCUUCACUGUGUGAGUAUUGUUCAACAAUCCUCUGCAGGAUAUGGGCCAAACGCAGGUAGGUGGGACUAAUGUAGAUAGGACAUGUUGGUCGAUAUGGGCAAGUUGGGCCGAAGGACCUGUUCCCACGCUGUGGCCACUACAACUCCCAUGAUUAGUUGUAUAGCAGUGAUAUAAUCAUAAGUUAUAGAAACAUAUUAGACCAUUCUGCCCAUCAAGUAUACCCUGCCAUUCAAUCAUGGCUGAUCUACCUUUUCCUCUCAACCACAUUCUCGUGCCUUCUCCCCAUAACUGCUAACGUAUGUACUAAUCAAGGAUAUAUCGAUAUGACAUCCACAGACUUCAGUGACAACAAAUUCCACAGAUUCACCACCCUCUACUAAAGAAAUGCCUCAUCUUUCCAAAUGUGCGUCCUUUUAUUCUGAAGCUGUGGCCUCUGGUCCUAGACUCUCCCACUAGUAGAAUCAUCCUCUCCACAUCCACUCUUCGAGGUCUUUUAGUAUUAGGUAAAUUUCAAUGCGGUUUCCCCCCCACCCCCACCCCCCAUCCCCUCAUCCUUCUAAACUCCAGCGAGUACAGACCCAGUGUUGUCAAACGCUCAUCAUGUGUUAACCCAAUCAUUCCUGGUACCAUUUUUGUAAACCUCUGGACACUCGCCAAUGCCAGCAUAUCCUUCCUCAGAUAUGGGGCCCAAAACUGCUCACAAUACUCCCACAAUAUAACAUUUAAAACAUUUCUAUGUUUAAAACAUUAAAUAAUUAUUUUAGAAAACGUUAUCUUCAGCCCAGUAUCUGGCGCACCAGCAUCUGGUGUAACAGUUUAUUGUCUUGCCAUAAAAUGCCAGUGUUAAACUUAAGGUGCAUAAUGUUAAUCUUUAGCAUAAAGAGAGGGCCAAGGCAGGAGUUGGAAUAAGAGCCACGUCUCGUACUGUGGUAUCGCUUGUGCUGACCUUGUGAGAACACUGAACAAUGCUAAUUUGAUUUUCGGAAGCAAGAUGUUUAGUCAGAACUAACUCAGAACAGAAUAAUGAAGCUUCGAGAGAGGAAGCAUAAAUAUUUCAGGACGUCGGGCCGUUCUUCAAAGCCACGUCAUCUCCUGUUGUGUAGGACAUGCAACUGCAAUUCUAUGAACACCAAAACCAUACAAAUUGCUCCAGGCCAAAUGGAGGAACCAGUUUUGUGAUUGAGAAAUACAUUUUGGCCACAGGGCCAGGGAUUCUUUGGAGCCAGUUUGAGUUUAUCUGCGAUCCAAAGGGCAGGAGAAAUGGACGAUGUUUUGGCAGGGAAUACUGGUGGUUGGAAAGGGAUGAUGCUCAAAUGUGGUAGAGACUAAAACACUUGUUUGGUUGCAGGUAUCUGAAGCUUGUGAUCCUUGGGGGAGAGAUAAAUAGAAGAGCAGAGUAGUGUUUGCUUCUUUGAGUCUGUAAGAGAGCUUUCUUAGUGCAGAGUUUGGGUUGUGUAGCACAGAUGAAAACCAACUAGACUGUUGGUCCUUUGUCAACUGUGAAAUACCACUAAUUUGUUUUCCUGGUCAGUCUGCAGCCCAUAUCAGUGCUGCCUGAAUUUCUGGCUGUAAGAGGGUAAUCUGCCAGGCCAGUGCAUGGGGAUUCUAUUGGGAUACUGAGCACUUUAUAGAGAACACCAGUAUCAGAUAACCAGCCCUUCCAGUUUGGGUUAGAAGGGAUAAUUUUGAUAGACGCAUCAAACGGUGAUAUUAGCUCAAUUUUUCCUAUCUGCAUGGAUGCAGUCUGACCUGCUGCGUUUCCCAGGAACUUCAAAUCAAAAUACUCAGUAACUGGGAGUUUGUUUUGGGGUUUGAAUAGCCAGUGAUUACUGAUGAACCAUAUAAAGAUCGAUCCCAUAGUGUCCCAAGAAGAUAUUGAUGUCCAGUAGUGGUUGGGAUGUGUCUGGCACUGGAUAUGGCUUGGUAGCACCAUGAUACCACUUGACUACAUGAGAAAUGCAUUCUGUGAAUGAUAAGGGACCUCUUUCUUAUUGUUUAUUACUUUCAUUUGUUUUAUGUAAAAUAAUUUUUCGUUUUUUCAAAAGUGCACUUUAACAUACCCUUUGGAGCUGAAAAGGAAAUCAAUAAAUCCUGUGGGAGAUAAAUAUUCCUGUUUUGACGUUAAUGUUAUUGGUUGGAGAAUGUUUUCAUCUGAAAUAAAAAUGGCUCUAUAUUCAGAGAUUGAAAUAACCAUGUACAACUAGUUUUGUUUGUAUGGAGAACCAUUAAAUGUCUUCAGAUUUACACAA
Molecule: messenger RNA, 6172 nt
Organism: Amblyraja radiata (thorny skate)
Lineage: Eukaryota; Metazoa; Chordata; Chondrichthyes; Rajiformes; Rajidae
Gene: cmtr2
Product: cap methyltransferase 2
Exons: 2
Coding region: 625-2895 (756 amino acids)
Biological process (GO): methylation; 7-methylguanosine mRNA capping
Cellular component (GO): cytoplasm; nucleus
Molecular function (GO): methyltransferase cap1 activity
Source: RefSeq, a predicted model, not a curated record